Messenger RNA from Liolophura sinensis, 5364 nucleotides. Its product is annotated as filamin-A-like. Gene Ontology annotation, molecular function: actin filament binding. Gene Ontology annotation, biological process: actin cytoskeleton organization. Bases 403 to 3735 code for a protein of 1110 amino acids. NCBI's taxonomy places the organism in Eukaryota, Metazoa, Mollusca, Polyplacophora, Chitonida, Chitonidae. The transcript is spliced from 21 exons. The record is from RefSeq and is a predicted model, not a curated record.
CUAACACAGCCUCCGUGGAAUGUCUGGACUAUACCCGUAAUUAUCAGCUGGCAUGUGAACGUUGCACACACGCCUUUUAUUAUAUAGGCCAAGCAUGUGAGGUGUACUUUUUUCACCUGAAGUCGUCGCGAGCUCAGGUGGGCGUGAUUCGAGUCAGUUGGUAAUAACAACAUAUGUGUUAAGCCUCCUUAGAGCUGAACGACCUUGUAGUACGGCGUAUUAUAAGUGAGGGAGAUUUUGAAAAGUCGGCGGGACGGUGACAGUCAGGUCGGGCGUAUAGUAACCAGGUACUAACGUGUCCCCACACUCUCGGUGUUACCAUGAGGUGCCAAGGCGGUCUCUGAUACCGUCCCGCGAGGAACGCUGUGCCCAAUAGAGGCACAGAGGGACCGCGUCAACUCCAUGGAGCCCAUGUCUGGGUAUUCCGAGGCCUGGAUCGACAUCCAGAGGAAAACUUUCACGAACUGGGUGAACGAACAGUUGACGGUGACUGGGAAACAAGUGGAAAUACUAGAGCGAGAUCUGUGCAGCGGAGAAGCUCUAGUGGCACUAGUCGAAGCUCUGCAAUUCAAGAAAAUUGGCAAAGUAUGUCGGAAUCCCAGGAACCAAAUUCAGAUGAUAGGGAAUGUAGCUUUGGCAUUCAAAGCUAUAGCGGAAGACCACGUUCGCAUGGUGAACAUAGGAAACGAAGAUGUUGUCAAUGGGAAUGUCAAGCUUAUCCUCGGUCUCAUCUGGCAUCUCAUUAUCAGAUACCAGAUAUCCAGUUCCAAGUCCAAAGCUCCACCCAAAAAGAUAAUGCUGCAAUGGCUGCAGUCAGCGAUACCUGACAUCAGCAUGUCCAACCUGACCUCAGACUGGAAUAACGGGAUAGCGUUACACGCUCUGAUUGAGCACUGCAAACCUGGCCUUUCGCCGAACUGGAGGAACCUAGAUCCCAAAAACAGGGUAGAGAACUGUCGGACGGCAAUGGCUUUAGCCAAAGAACAUUUAAACAUCCCCCGAGUGAUCAGUCCAGAGGACUUCGCGAGCAAGGGGCUGGACGAGUUGUCGGCCAUGACUUACCUCUCCUACUUCGUGAAGACAGGGUCGCCUGGAUACUACGCCACGUUGAACUGGGUGUGCAAACAAAUCCGCUCUCCUAACGUCACCAACCUCACGACUGACUGGAAUGACGGAUACUACCUUUGCUGUGUAGCACAGUCUUUGGGAGCCGAGAUCCCGGGGUGGCCGGACAUAGAUAAGACCGAUCACCUGAGCAACUGUCAGAAAGGGAUAGACGCUGGGAAAUCCUUGGGAGUACAGCCUGUGUUAACGGCUGCAGAGAUGAGCGACCCGGCCGUAGACCACCUCAGUAUGAUGGCAUACAUCAACAGCUUCCGCAACGUCAAACCUCUGCGCAAAAAAGAGGAGAAGCUGGCUAUACGGACUGACGUCACUGACGUCAAGGUCGGGCAAACGGCAAUGCUUCAUUUAGACAUAAUGGACGAGGACCUAAACAAAGAAAACGUACGAGUGGACGUCAAUGGCCCUGGAAAGUACGAGAAUAACAUAAUAUGGGGUGCUAAACAAGCUGACGUCACCCUUGUGCCUUUGGCUGUAGGGAAAUAUCAGAUACGAUGCUUUUACGACGAUGUAGAAAUUAAAGGCGGUCCCGUUGAAUUUAACGUCUCACCCGAUAUAUCGAAAGUGAAAGUCACGUCAGAUCUCGGGACAAAAGUGAUGGUUGGCGUUGCUCAGGAGCUGAAGGUCGACACCAGCGGAGUCGGUGAAGGCAACCUACGAGUUGAGGCCAAGUCACCCAGCGGAAAAGUUAUUACACUGCCGUGUCACGGCCAAAAUGGCACACGAUCAGUGACAUUUAACCCGACCGAGUCCGGUGAGUGGACGAUAUCUACCCUAUUUGAGAACGAACGUGUAGAAGGCGGGACGUUCUCAGUCACAGUAUUCGACCCCAAAUCUGUCAGUCUGAGCGGACCCCAGAACGGGGUCGUCGGCGAGGCAAUCGUCUUUAAAGCUACUCACCCCCCUAACAGCCAACAGGAUGUCACAGCGCACGUCAUGCGGGGUACGUCCGUCUGUCCGUGCCUCUUGGAGAUCGCGGGAGAACAUGAGAGCCAUAUUAAAUUCACUCCCAAACACGGCGGGCCGCACACCGUCCAUUUACUCCUGCAUUCUGUGGAGGUAAAAGGUAGUCCCAAAACAAUCGAAAUCCAGGACCCCGGGUCCAUCUACGUGACAGGUGAGGGCGUGGUCAGAUGUCAGAUCGGGGAAGAAGGCGUGUUCACAAUCCAUCCUGACGGACAUGAAGGAGACAUCAGCGUGAAUAUAAGAGAGUCUGGAGAGGAGAUGGAAUUGGAGCGAAUGUUCCGAAGUGAUGGCACGACCGAGGUGUCGUAUCGUCCCCAGAGAGUCGGCAUGUAUACCAUAGACGUCAAAUGGAAUGGCCUGCAUGUCAGAGAAAGUCCCUUUUUAGUCAGAGUAACCGAUGCCACUAAGGUCACGUGCUUGGACGAGCUCGAUGAUUGGAUGGAUGAAUAUGAGCGCAUUUUACUUGACUACAAAGAAGAGGCCACCUUUAGAUUUGGUAUUGCCAAUGCAGGUCCAGGGAAAUUUACAGCAGAGGUUCUCUCUCCGAGCGGGAGAUUACCGGUCACCGUGAGCAACGUGCGAGCCGAUGUUAUCCAGGCAGUGUUUAUCCCAGAGGAAAAAGGUGAUCACUACAUCCAUUUGUACUGGUCCGAUGUACCUGUUCAGAACUCGCCUCUGCUUGGCUAUUGCCCGGGUGCCAAACCUCCAUUGGACUACACCAAAGUCGCCGUGAGGGGCCCCGGAAGGGAAGAAGCGAGAGCCACAGUCCAAACAUACUUCUUCGUGGAUGGCAGACUGGCAGGCCCAGGGACACCAGAAAUCCGGAUGGAGGGCUUAAAAUCCAACGUUGAUAUAAUGUCCAAGCGUCUACCCUGCGAUAGGUACAAGUGCACCUACACAGCCGAUGUCCCUGGUGGAUACUUGCUGUACGUGUACUGGUCGGGUAAACAGGUCCCUAGCUCCCCAUACAAGGUGACCGUCACGAUGAAGGGGGACCCCAGCAAAGUAGCCGUCUGCGGGGACGGCCUGAAAGGGGGCUUGGCUGGAAAGGAACUCCGUGUUUUAGUAGAUACAAACCCCACAGGGCCAGGGGAGAUAACGGCGAGUUGCAUGGGUCCGACGCAAACAGCCCGCUGUCAGUUGUUCGACCAUCACAACAGAACUUACACUGUUCGGAUAUUUCCCACAGAGGCCGGGCGACACACACUAAACAUUACGUAUGACAAGGAGCAUGUGCCUGGCAGUCCAUUUUCUAUCAGAGUGAUGGAUCCUCCUGACCCUACCCGAGUUAAGGUGUACGGCCCGGGGGUGGAAGACGGAGUCAUACAGAAGUUUCAGAGCCGCUUUAUAGUAGAAACACGAGGGGCAGGGGCUGGGCAACUAGCCGUCAAAGUCAAAGGACCCAAAGGUGGCUUUAAAGUGGAAAUGAUGAGGGAAUCAAACAUGGAUCGAACCAUUCUGUGUCGCUACGAUCCUAUGGAGCCCGGAAAUUACAUCAUCAACGUAAAGUGGUCCGGCGAGCACGUGACCGGAAGUCCCUUCGACGUUCGAAUAUUUGAUUCGCUGGAGGCUCGUCAGCGGUACAUGAAAGAAAAAGGCGUGAUAACUAACGGCGAUGGACAAGGGUUAUGGCAAGAGGAUAUAUAGGACGGGGGAAUGUUAUUCCUUUAACAUAUGUGCCGUUCGAAACGGCAUGCGAGAAUAUUCUACACAGAUCGCACGUACGUAUCGUAUACAACCGACUUGAUCGAGAGCGAUAUUCUUGAUUCUUACAACAGGUGCGAGACAAACGGAAAGACCUCCACAAACAUUUGUUGUGAAUUUAUUAAGUUAUACAUAUACUUGUAAGAUGAAUAUAGUUAGAGAUAUAGAAAUAUCAACAUGUAUAAAACCAUGCAUUAACUAUAACGAUAUGUUUAUUGAGGCAAGAUACACACGUGAGCAUGACAUCACGUGGCGCACACAUCAUAUGUAGGCACAGCAUCGUACGCGGAACUUUGUAUAUAUAACGCAUGUACGAGAACCAAAACUGUACUGUGUAAAUAUGGCACAUCUCGACCUUCAAGCGAGGUGUACCCAAGGGUAGCGUGCGAACCACAUCCAUUUUGCGAUUUAAUCCAUUUUAAUCGGACUGACAUAAAAAUAGAAUUAGACAGUAUUGAGCAUCGCAUCAGUGGCGUAAUGUUUCCUAUAAAUAUUGAUAUAUCAAGUCUCACAAGAGUGUUGAGUUCGUUAUAUAUUGUACAAAGCAGAAUAUAUGUAUGACAUAGUGAACCAAAGACAUUUAACUGGAGAUUUCGCUUUUGGUGCAUUUUUAGUUACUAUGACAUUGUAGAUGAUGUUGAGGAUAUCGAUGUUGUUGAUAAAAAUGUUGUUUUAAAGUAAUGAUGAUGAUAAGGUGAACAAUGAGGAUGAUGAUAAUUGUGAUAAAAAAAUAAUAAUGCUGGCACUGACGAUGGAUGCGUUAACAGUGGUGACCAAAGCGAUGAUGCUUACUGCAGUCAAUAUGUUUUUAAGGAUGAUAUCGACAGUAAUGAUGUCGAGGUUGCCAUAUGCGACGUUCGUAGCGAUGUUGACAUUAGUAAUGUUGAUGGCGAUGAGACGAAUAAUGAAAAUCAAAGAUAAUGCUAAUUGUGUGUUGAUUGUUGAUGACAAUGAUGAUGGGGUACACAAGCUAUUUAUAUGUCUAGCUAUUUAUAUUCAGGCCGUGCUAAAGACAAGAGUGAAAUAAAACCACAUCUAAACCUUUAAAAACUGGUAAUAUCCAACUAUCCAACACUGUUUUAACUUAUCAGUAUAUAUUUUCAAAGUGACUUUGAUUUUGUCAAUUCUUUCGUAUGUACAUAAUAUAUUCUGACCUUCAUAUGUAAGUCAGACUGUCACACUAAGAUAUGCUGUUAACGUAUGAAAACAUAAAUACAACAUAAAUAUCACACAAAACUCAUAAUUCUUAAAAGACAGAGAAUAACAUAUUUGCCGAGUCUCAACACAGGAUAGGUGUACCCUAAUAGAACAUAAUUGCUCACGAGAUGUAAGCACUAUCAAGUGAACAAAGUGUACGUUAGUAUGAAAGACCUGUAGAUAAUUGCGUGAAGUUGAGACUUCCCAGUUUGUGACAGAGUUAUGUCCCCUGUUUCUAUGCUUUACCAGUGUCAUGGAUAUUGCUCUUCGUGCAAAUCUUACAAAUCUAUAUUUACUCAACUUAUCAAGCAUGUAAAUUGAACGUUAUACUUGUACACUUUGCUUGAUGGGAAUAAAGACUUUUUAGUCCACUGA